AUGUACGCAAGCAAAAGCUUGCCUAGUGCACAAAGGGGAAAGGAAGCUUUGGCACUUGUUUGGGCAGUGGGGCGAUUUCAUAAUUAUCUUUUCGGGCGCGAGUUUGAACUGAUUUCCGACCAUAAACCAUUAGAGACCAUCUUUGGGCCAAGGUCAAUACCAUGUGCUCGUAUCGAAAGAUGGUUUCUAAGAUUGCAAUCUUACAAAUACAAAAUAAUCUAUAAAUCGGGCAAAUCAAACAUAGCGGAUCCUUUGUCCUGGCUGUUAAACGCAUCGCCAGAAGCAGUAGCAUUUGAUGAGUAUGCGGAACAUUAUGUUAAUUGGAUCAUUGCAAACGCCGUGCCAAAAGCUUUAAAAAUAAAGGAAAUAGAAGAAGAGUCAACAAAGGAUACAGUUAUUCGCGCUGUAAAGGAAGCUAUUGGCUCAAACAAAUGGGACGAUGAAGGUAUUACAGGGUUUAAGGCGUUUGCGGUUGAGCUCUGUUUUUCAGGAAAUAUACUUUUGCGUGGCACAAAAAUUGUAAUACCGGAAAAAUUGCGCACGAGAAUUUUGGAAUUGGCACAUGAGGGACAUCCCGGCAUGUCAAAAAUGAAAAAACGGUUGCGGUCGAAACAAAAUGGCGAAGUGGAACGUCAAAAUGGGUCCAUUUUGAAAUCUCUUGUGAUUAGUCAGAAUACAAAAGGGGACUGGCGCAUCGAGCUGCAGAAAUACUUGCUGGCUUAUAGGUCAACACCACACAUGACCACCGGAGUAUCACCAGCAAAGAUGAUGUUCGGACACGAAAUAAGAGAUAAACUGCCAAGUAUACAGCAACCUAUUGAAGAUGACAACGAAAUAGAUUGUGGAAUAAUAAAUUUGGAUAGUUCAAAGGGUCCGGGAACGCAUUGGGUAGCUUUCUAG
Rhagoletis pomonella (apple maggot) is the source of this 900-nucleotide messenger RNA. RefSeq lists its product as uncharacterized. Lineage: Eukaryota; Metazoa; Arthropoda; Insecta; Diptera; Tephritidae. The coding region runs from base 1 to 900 and encodes 299 amino acids. Gene Ontology annotation, molecular function: nucleic acid binding. The transcript is spliced from 3 exons. The record is from RefSeq and is a predicted model, not a curated record.